CGCUUGAACUCCAUCCAAAGCAACCAUUCUCGACUCUUUGCAACUUUCAACGACCUUUCAACCGCAACCAUGAAGAACGUCUUCGCCAUCCUCGCUGUUGCUCUGUCCGCCACCAGCGUCCUCGCUGCACCCACUGAGAAGAGGACUGCUUGCCCCGACAAGGCUGCCGCCGCGAAGUAUGCCUCGUACGGAGACUAUAAAGAUGCCAAGCUUCCUCAUGAGUACACCUCCUACGGGCACUACCGCCGCGAGGCCGAGGCCGAGGCGGCGCCCGUAGCCCAGCCCGAAGCUGAGGCGGCCAACACUCCCAAGGCUCAGACUUACAGCACUUACGGGUCGUACAAAGAGACCAAGCAACCUGAGAACUACGGCAAAUACUCCAACUACGGAGACUAUAAAAAGGCUGCUCUGCCCCACGAGUACAAGUCGUACGGACACUACCGUCGCGAGGAGGCUGCUGUGGAGGAGGCCCAGUAGAUCAUCAGAUUGAUCGCCUGCAGAGAUAUUUUGGCUUCGCAUUACGACGUUACUCGAUCACGACCUGUCCUUAACGAAUAUUCAGAUACAUAAUUCAUUCCUUAGCAACGA
Messenger RNA from Zymoseptoria tritici IPO323, 588 nucleotides. RefSeq lists its product as uncharacterized. The record is from RefSeq and is a predicted model, not a curated record. The coding region runs from base 70 to 477 and encodes 135 amino acids. The transcript is spliced from 4 exons. Lineage: Eukaryota; Fungi; Ascomycota; Dothideomycetes; Mycosphaerellales; Mycosphaerellaceae.